Molecule: messenger RNA, 2453 nt
Organism: Hyaloscypha bicolor E
Lineage: Eukaryota; Fungi; Ascomycota; Leotiomycetes; Helotiales; Hyaloscyphaceae
Exons: 4
Coding region: 256-2148 (630 amino acids)
Source: RefSeq, a predicted model, not a curated record
CAGUCAUUUACGCGGGUCGAGGAUCUUCAGAUCUGAUACAGUCUUUCCUUUCCCCUUCUCUUUCAUCUCUUCUACUUCUUUCUCUUCACACGACUGGCUCGUGAAUACGUUCUCGGGCUAGAUUUUGUUUUGGAGAGGUCGAGAUCUACGUUAUUUCUUGCACUCAGCAGAACCUUUAACAGACUUGUGUGUACUCCAUCACUCAGACAUUGUGGCGGACGACGAAGACGGGGGCCAUCCUGCGCGUGGCAGAGGAUGAAUACGACAAUGGCGCCAAUGGAUGAAGUCAGACAAAAUUCACAGGAAGAACUGCAGCGGCGGCAAAAUUCAUCACAAGGGUUACGAGCACGGAAGCUCCCGGAUUCGAAUAAAAAGGCAGACGGUGGGAGUAGAAGAGACGGUGGUUCCAGUGGUGGUAGUUCUGGAAGCGAUUCAAAUUCAAAUGGAGGAAACGGAAAUGGAAACGGAGAUGGCGGUGGGAAUGGUGGUUCUGGCGGGAAGGGAGGCGGAGGCGGAGGAGGGGGUGGAGGGGGCGACAAUGCUUCAAAAGAUAAUAACAACGGAAGUGGGAGCAAAAAGCAGCAAAACAACCCUUCCGAAAACCCACCAGGCCAGCAGGCAGAUCCGCCCUCCAAACCAACGGAAGCGGUGUCGACUCCUUCUGCUACUACCGUUGUCUUGAUCUCAACCACCACUGCUCCCGCGCCAGCUGGAUUAACUACACCCUCUACGUCGACUUCAGUUGCGGAGACUUUUAGAUCUUCAUUCUUUCCAACAACAACUUCUUUCUUGCCAGUCCUAGGAUUCACGAUACCAACUUCAGCAGCGACUUCAAGUCAACCCAGGAAAGGAUUGAACACGGAAGGAGAUCCAAACGUUAGCAACACUAGCACUAGCACGACCAAGACUCCCAAGAGUGAGCCAACGGCAACAGCAACCCAGGCAGUCAUUCCACAGACUGCACUGAAUUCUGCUUCGACAACGCUUUCAAUCCCGGACUCAGUCGGUGGCGGUGGUCACCAUAAGAAACCUCAGGGUCUCUCUCCUCUCGCCGAACAGCUCUUAAUUGCUGCGGGAGCAAUAGGCGCAUUUAUCAUAAUUGCUACCGGGAUCUUUUUCUUUACUCGAAUGAUGAAGGUUGAUAUUCUCUCCAAGUUCCGCAACCGAACAUUCAGUCGUGGAGGAGCUCGCGGAUGGUACGGAUGGCGAAGGCAAUCUACGGACUACUCCUCCGACCCGCCGCCAGUUUAUCCAGGAGAAUUUUACCCUGCAGAUGAGAAGGCAAUCCCAGCCCAAAGACAACUCGACGCAUUUUUCUCUCCUAUGGCCAGACCACCCUUGGCAACGCCUGCUGGGGCAGCCGCUCUCACCAACACUGGCCCUCAAAGGCAAGAGACGGACCUGGUAGCUCUGCUUGACAAUCCUGCGCCGCUUGGGGUGUCUCCAGAGGCACAGGCAGGGGGCCUUUCCGCCACACAUAAUUUCUAUAAUAUUUCUCCUCAAAAUGCCAACCUCUCUCGACAACCAGGCACCCAAGCCUCUCAAAAUUCGCAAGUCUCUGCUCUCUCACAGAAAAAUACAACGCUUUCUCGCCAACCUGGCACACAAGCCUCCCUUCUUUCACAAGCCAAUUCGAAUUACAUUAACACCGGCACUCAAAAUACUUUUCUUACAAUGCAGACGGCGGAUGCUUAUGACCCGAACCAGAGAGAAGUGAAUCACUUGAGUUACCUCUCAUCACUGUCUUCGGGCUUUGGUGACGGUCUCGUAAUUGCAGAUUCAACUGUCAAUUCACAGCAGUUCUAUCGUCAGUCCCAGAGCCAAGGGGCAGCAAGAUUUUCAUGGGCCACAUCAGCCCGAGAUCGUGACACAGUAUAUACGCAGGCAUCGAUAGAAUCUGCUCCACGAUUCCGCACCGUCAACUCGUGGGUAGCUCAGCAGUCAAGUCGCGUGGAAAGGCAGCGACAAAGCAAUGACGAAGUUCCAGCCAUGCCUCCGAUACCUUUGCCCUUGCAAGCAGGAGUCAAUCACCACAGGAAACCGAGUGAAGAUCCGGCAUUCAGAGCUCACCCUGGGGACGAGAUUCCAAUUCCAGGAGGCUCAAGAGUUCCUAGUGAGAUUCUGGAUAAGACUAUAGGGUUCAAAUAAUGAGGAGCCGAGGCAUAGGUGGAGUCUUUCUGUGUAUAAAUUGAUCAAUUUUCGCAGGGCCUGGUGCUCGGUGGAUGUAAAACUAGCAUCAGCGCGGCGUCGUCGGGACAUGAGAAAACGAUAUCAAUAGUUAAUGUACAACGAAGGAAGGUUUGGGGAGGAUUCAGAUACGGUGUUUUAUGGAGGCCCAAUAAUCGGACCACUUUUAAAGGUAUUCACAGUUGUCAGCAACCAAUAUCACGGUUCUAUGUGCAAUGGAUCUAUAUCUAAGUUUCGUAACUUUCAAUGCCCUUCAUUCUUCCAGA